AUGGAAAAAAAGAGCGAUAAUUUUAUAGACACCGAGCGACAGCUAUUAAAACUCACACGAAGCAAAACGAAAGCGAUUCUAGAGAAGGGAAAUCUUGACAAAAUCAUUCGACAUAAAGAAGCGUUGGGGAAAAUUGUGAAAGAAUUAGAAGAGCUUAAAAUACAAGGCGAAAAGGACAAACUACAAGAGGGGGAAGCGAUCGAAGAUGUUCAAAAAUGGGGAGUCGAUAUCGAAGGCGAGAUUGACGAGACGGAUUGCGAAAUAUCACACUUAAAUCAAUAUUUAACAGAAGCCGAGGCGAGGACUGAGAACGAGAAACGUGAAAAGGAGAAAAUAUUGCUAAAACAACAACGGGACGAAGAACUGUAUUUCGAAAAAUGUAAAUUGGAACAAAUGGCUAGCUUGGGUUCGGUUAGUGUCAAGUCAACAAAGCCAGAACAAGCAAAGGUGAGCAGUGUUAAAAUGCCUAAGUUAGUAAUAACAAAGUAUGAUGGUACAUAUGAAAGAUGGCUGUCUUUCUGGAAUAAAUUUGAAGCUGAAAUAGACAAUACAGACCUCCCAGCUGUAACCAAGUUCUCUUACCUAAAGGAACUGUUAGAGCCCCAUGUGUGUGACGAGAUUGAUGGGCUACCCUUUACAAUGGAGGGGUACACCGUGCUAAAAACAUUUUGA
Messenger RNA from Paramuricea clavata, 672 nucleotides. The record is from the annotation of a GenBank genome assembly. NCBI's taxonomy places the organism in Eukaryota, Metazoa, Cnidaria, Anthozoa, Malacalcyonacea, Plexauridae.